AUGGCAAAAGGACAUUCUGCAAAUAUCGAAAAUGGUAACACAUCCAUAGAAUUAGUAUCUAAGGAUGGUCCUAUUCCAAUAAAUAUCAUGAUGCAGGAGGGUGUUAAGGCACUUACCAAGAUAUUAUCCAACCAAUUACAAGAUGGCAAGGGAUUUGAAAAUGGUGAUCAUUCAAUGCAAUUCGUUAUUAGAAAUAAAACAGAUAAAAAGACUCCACAAGGUACUAAAAAUGGAAAAGUCGAAGAGCUUGAGGAUGAAGAUAUUGUGGAGAUAGACAAUCAUAGCAAUUAUCAUGUACAUUCCAAUGUAACAGGUCACGAUCUGGUACUAGAUGAAAAUGAGGUGGAUAAAUUUCUGGAAGAAAAGUUUCCAGACCCUGAAUUACACAUAAAUGGCGAGGAAGCAGAGAUAAUAUUCGAUUACGAGAGGCAAGGUCUGGAAGAUGUUCCUGAAGGUAUAGGUAAGAAAAUAUCAGAAAUGAUAGAGUCUGUUUUACCUGGAAGUUUUUCCACUGAUGUUCAUGGUCGAUUACAUGCAGUCGUAAAUGGAAAUGAAUUGAAUAUAACAGAAGAAGGUUCAAGCGAUAUAGAAUCCCAUGACAUAUUAGUGGAUAGUAACAUUGAUAAUGGUGCAGUCCCUACGUAUCGCAUGACUCUAGAUGAUGAAAGAGGGGAGGACCCUGGUGAAAGAGUCGAUAUGUUAGAGGGACAUAUGAAUGGGAUACAUGAGAAUAAUGAUUCAUAUUAUGAUCAUGAUCAUGAUCAUAACCACGAAGAUGGAUAUUGUCCGCACCAUUAUCGUCAGCAUCAGCAUUCAUUAAAUGAUCAACAAAGCCCAUCUGCAUUUAGGAAUCAGCACUAUUUAGACUAUGAUUAUGGUGAAGUGCAACGACGUGAAAUGCGUAAUGGUGUAUCAGAGCCUCCAAAUUUUGCAAUGUUAUUAGAUGCAAAGCAACCGAUGUGUAUGUUUUGCGAAUAUUAUAUGGUGUUUGGAGAACCACCUAAAAACAUGAUAAAAUGGUACAACAAGGCAUAUGGCUAUCGACGAAUGCCGAUGAAUGGGAAUGCCAAUAAUGAGCAUCACCAUCAUCAUAAUCACAUGGAGGAUCAACAAAAUUCGCAUCGAAAGAGGAGUCGUUAA
Molecule: messenger RNA, 1140 nt
Organism: Maudiozyma barnettii
Lineage: Eukaryota; Fungi; Ascomycota; Saccharomycetes; Saccharomycetales; Saccharomycetaceae
Gene: IBD2
Product: Ibd2p
Exons: 1
Coding region: 1-1140 (379 amino acids)
Biological process (GO): mitotic spindle assembly checkpoint signaling
Source: RefSeq, a predicted model, not a curated record